Messenger RNA from Panicum hallii, 726 nucleotides. RefSeq lists its product as uncharacterized. Bases 136 to 549 code for a protein of 137 amino acids. The transcript has a single exon. The record is from RefSeq and is a predicted model, not a curated record. Lineage: Eukaryota; Viridiplantae; Streptophyta; Magnoliopsida; Poales; Poaceae.
GCAACACCACCGGCCGCACGCGCGCAUCAGAGCUCGCACGAGACAGGAACGAACUCAGGAAGAGGACAGAGCAGGGACAUCGAUCGAUCGCCGCGUGCCACACCCAGGAGCACGAGAGCUCCGGCUGCGGCAGGGAUGGGUUCUUUGCAGUACUCGCCGUCGCAGGAGAGCUACGUCAGGCUGCAGGGUCGGCGGUGGCGGCGGGCGGGGGCGAGGGGGUUCCGGCUGUGCCCGAGGAACCGGUUCUCCGUGCGGCGGCUGCGGGCUGAGCUGCUCACGUUCCUGGGCAUCGUCGGCCGCUACGUGCGCCACCUCGUCAGGAGGCUAUCGACCUCGGGCGGCGGCAACGGAUGCGGGCGGAGCGGCAGCAGGAGGGUUCUCGUCGGGGGUGGGAAGGACGCGGCGGCGGCGAGCAAGGGGCCGCGGAGGGCGGCGCCGUUCGCGCGGUCCAACUCGUUCUACUCGCAGGCGAUCGCCGACUGCCUCGAGUUCAUCAAGCGCAACUCCGUGCCCGUCGAGGACUACGGCACCGUCAGCGCCAGGCAAUAGGCGUUCGAGGCUCCGUUUGGAACCAAACAAAAUUGAAGCAAUCAGAAAGUUGCUCGAUUUUGCGUGACAUUUGUUCCAAAUGGAGCCUAGAGACGUGAACCUGAUACAUACACGUACACACGGAUGUAAUAGGGCCGUUUGAAAUUUAGAGUUGCAAAUGUUGAAUUUUUUUUGGCA